AGGAGACUAAGCGGGGGCAGCAAGAGUGAAGAGGAUAAGGAAGCAUUGAAAGGAAAGGUAAUUUUUGUGAACUUUUCUUAGACCUUCCCCUGUGAGGGUAUUGAAAUCUGAAGAAACGAAAUCAGAAGCUGAAUCCAAUUCAUCCUCUCUAUGAAAUUCUCGUUUGCCCUAAUAUGUUUAAUUUUGAAGAUGAGCUCAUAAUUCAACCCCGAGUUUCGUGGUUAAUCUGGAUCCAGCUUCUUCUUCUUAUCCUCGUCUUCGCGCUUUAUUGUCUCACCAUCUUCGCCAUUGAUUUCUCUAAAAUCAAUACCGACAGCAACUCCACUGCCGCCAUUCCUUCUUCUUCUUCUUCUACUUCUACUAGUCGCUUCGUUUCUGAAAUUGCUCACAACCACAAGAAUGUUUCUAUGCACAAUAUCAGGAUUGAUUCUGAUCCAUCGCGGAAUGCGCAGAUUGUUGGCCAUAUCCAACAUUUGGUAUCAGACCUAGGAUGUCGAAACAAGUGUCUUCAUCAUACAAAGUCGUCGGAGGAGAUGUGUCAACGAUUAGGGGUGGAAGGGAGGGACCCGUUACUCAUGAAGAGAAACUACGUAGCAUGGUUGAUGAAGAUGUGUGUUAACUUACAGACACAAGGCGUGUGGACGCCAUCGAGCAUGGUGACGACAUUGAUGCCACCAUUUACCAAGCAGUCCCAGAAGACGUCCUUCUCAUGUUGGCAGAAAAGUACUCGACAAAGGUAACGUGGGAGACACUGCAAACAAUGCAUGUGUGUGUGGAAUGUGUAAAGGAAACAAAGGUGCAGACCUUGAAGAGCGAGUUCAAGGCUAUCCGUAUUGAAGGACAGUGAAUCGAUAGACAAUUUUUCCAUGAAGUUGAUGAUGAUUGUCAACGGUAAGGUGGAGGAGAUCUCUGUCAUCAAGAAGUUUCUUCGAGCUAUUCCCCGAGAUUCAUGCAGAUUGUUACCUCCAUUGAGCAGUUCGGCGAUCUCAAGAACAUGUAGGUUGAGGAGGUCGUUGGUCAUCUUAAGGUCUAUGAGGAGAGAUUUUGUGGCUACGAAGACAAAGAAAAAGGAGAAACACCUCUUACUCACAUUUGAGGAGUGACUCGCACAAACGAAAAAGAAAGAUGCGACUAACUCAUCCUUUUCAGGUACGAGGGGACUUGACAGCCAUAAUAUGGAAAACAAAGGUCGUGGACGUGGUCACGAACAUGGUCGCAGACGUGGUUUCAGAGGUGGUCGUGGCAAUACCUCACAAAUCCAUAACAAUGUCAACCCUUAGAAGGACAAUAGUAUGAUUAAGUGUUACUCUUGUGGAAAAUACAGCAUUAUGCUGCAAGUGCUGCACUAAGGAGCGCGUUGAGGAGGCAAACCUCACAUUCACGGAUGAUGAAGAGCCCCCCUCGUUGAUGUUGGUCGAGAAAAUGCCCAACCUGUUGAUGCUCAAUGAAGAGAAGGUUAUGACAAACCUCCUUCAUGGAGAAGACCAAAUGGAGACUAACAUGUGCUAUCUAGAAAACGGAGCGAGCACCCACAUAAACGAAGAUCGAGCAAAGUUAAAGGAGCACAUAACCGAAGAUCGAGCAAAGUUAAAGGAGCUUGAUGAGAAAUUCAGUGGAAACAUAAAGUUUUGCCACAGAUCAAUUGUACCAAUUCAAGGCAAAAGAUCCAUCUUGCUCUAGUGUAAGAACGGUGAUCAACAUCUAUUGACCAAGGGUAUAUUACAUCCUAAGUUUGAAAAACAAUAUUAUUAGUUUUGGUCAAAUGACGGAAGAAGGUAGCAGAGUGGAGUUAGUCGGCUCGUUCCUCAAGAUAUUCGACAGAAACGGAGCCCUACUGAUAGAGG
This is a messenger RNA of Cucurbita maxima (winter squash), 1844 nucleotides long. RefSeq lists its product as uncharacterized. The record is from RefSeq and is a predicted model, not a curated record. The coding region runs from base 174 to 740 and encodes 188 amino acids. The transcript has 2 exons. NCBI's taxonomy places the organism in Eukaryota, Viridiplantae, Streptophyta, Magnoliopsida, Cucurbitales, Cucurbitaceae.